AACAGUGCCUGAAAGCCACAUUUUUUGUUUUGUGAUUUAAAUAUCUGUCUACAAAAAUAUUCCAAUGGACAAAAUAAUUAUGGCAUAUCUGACAUUUUUUUCCAAACUGCUCAUCGCUACUGGUAUCCUGGAAGUUGUAACUGAUGGUGAAGCCACAAUUGCAAAUCAAACAAAUAUAACAGAGAUUUUUCAUUCUGCUUCAACAUUUGAUCCUGAAACUAAUUUCAGCACUGGUUCACCCAAUGGAGAGAAUUCGAAGACUAAUGUAACAGUGGAUCUUGGAAUUACGAAAACUUCUGACAUCCGUGCUUCUUUAACUACUGAAAUAUAUAGUAAUCUAAAUACUAGUGACAAUCAAAGUCUUAAUCAAACAGAAGAAAAUGGUAACAGCUCCUUCCCAGAUAACAGCUCCAGUGCCAGAACCACAGCCCUAAUUAUCUCAACAGAGUCACAAAAAGUACCAACAAGUCAGAUGUCAGACAUAGAGGUGUCUUCAACUGCCACCAUUACUUCAAUUACCAGCACUUCAGGUUUCAAAGUGAGCAGCACACUUUCACCUUAUAGCUCUUCAGUAGUUCCUGUUGGAGCAGCAAACACUUUGAGAAUUGCCUUACCUUUGAUCCUGAUCUGUAUUUUGAUUUUGUUUCUCAGUAUCAUGCUGGCUUAUUACCAGCACAGAAAGAAACGUAGGUAUUCCUUUGACCUCUUCCACAAAACUGCUGAAGAUGCUGACAUUCCCUUGAGUGGUCCAAAUAGCCCAGGUGCCUUCGAAAUAAUUCCAGACAAAGAAGACAACACUGAUGUUAAGAAAAUGAAUGGAGACAUGGACAAUCAUGAUAAAACUCCAUCUGUCAUCUUGAACCUGCCUGAGGAAGUUAUUGAAAAGCAAAACAACUGUGAAAAUGAAACAAACCACAGCCCAGCAAACCUUGACCAAGAAAACACAGACAGCCUUGACAAUUGGUCCUUCAAAGCCCCAGGAUCAGAUUUCACUGAUAUUGACUUGAUGAACUGAGUCAUUUCAGAGUGAUUUGCAUGUUCCCAUCAGAAUACUCCUUGAGGAUCAGUGAACUCAUGUUCCUCUGAUGCAAAUGUUAGCCCUUCUGAUCUGUUGAGGAUUCGCUUUUGGUCUAAUGCUGCAUGUAUUAUAUUCUAGCAUAAAUAAAAUGAUGUAUGAUUUUCUUGUAUAGAAGUACAAUACAUACAAAACUUGACAUGGAGGGUUCUUCAGAAAAAUUUUUGCGAAAUUCCAGGGUGACAUAUUGAGACAGAUACUUCAGUUCUAGUGCCUUGGUGGAUUGGGUGAUGAAAAUUGGGAGAUUGAUGCAAGAUUGAAAGUCCAGUCAAUUUUAGGUAGUUUAAUAAAUACCCUCAGGUUUAUUUUUCAAAUUAUUAUUUUAAACAGAUACUCUUAUGCUGACGAGCACUGCUGUAAUUUCUAAACCUAUUGUGCAUUACAUCUGAUGCUUACAGAGUUCGGCUACCCUACAUCAUUCCUAAAUCUAGACCCAGCCAUGCCCACUGUAGUUCUUGAUCUCCAUGUUUGGUUUGCCUUCCACUCACUGUUAAAAUUUUCUCCUCCAUUUGCUCACUGUAAAAGUGAUGCUGUUGACAUUUCAUUUAUUGCCAUGCUUAUUUUGUGAUCCUAGACUCUUCCCAUGAGGGGAAGGAUUUACCUCUCAGCAUUUACCCUGUAAAGUGUCUUAAGAAUUCAAUACAUUUCAAUGAGAUCACCUUUCAUUUUUCUCAGCUCCAGUGAGUAGAGUCCCAACUGGUUUAGCCUUUGAUCAUUAGGCAAUUCCUCCAUACCAUGGAUCAUCCUAGUGAACUUUCUCUGAACCGCUGCCAAUGAAAUGAUAUUUUUCCUUAAAUAAGAAGACCAGAACUGUUCGCAGUACUCCAGUAAUGGGGGUCUCACCAGCACCUUGUAUAGUCUCAGUAAGACUCUCUACUCUUAUACUCCAACACCCUUGAAAUAUUCCUUAAGCAUUCUUUAAGCCUUCCUGAUUACCUGCUGCACCUGUGUACUAGCUUUCUGUGCAUCGUGUACACAUACCCUCAAGUCCCUUUGUGUUGUAGCUUUCUGCAGCUUUUCUCCAUUUAAAUAAUAUUCUGCACUUUUGUUCUCCCUACGAAAGUGAUCAACUUCACAUUUUCCCACAUUAUAGUCCAUUUACUAGAAUUUUUCCCACUUACUUAACCUAUCAAUAUUUCUGUGUAAACUGUAUCUCUCUUGCAAACUUCCUUUCCAUCUAUUAUUGUGGCAUCUGCAAAUUUGGCUACUGUGCAUUUGCUUCCUUCCUCUAAGUCAUUAAUAUAUAUUGUAAACAGUCCCAGGACUAAUCCUAAUGGAAUCCCGCCAGUCACGAGUUGCCAGCCUAAAAAAAAAUCCCCUUGCUUGAGGGCUGAGAGCUGGUUUAGUAUUGAAUUGGUCAACUGAGACAGGACUGAUGUUGGCCAGCCAACCACUGAGAAUGCUAAAAUGAAAAAAACAAAAAGAGAAGUGGUUUUGUAUGUAUUUUGAAAGCAGGACGCAGUGUUGCUUUGGAAGAUGCUGGACUGUGUUUUUUUGGUUUUGCCUUCUCUGGUUAUUCUACAAUUGGAUUUAUUGAAAGUCCCGAGAAAAGAAUCCCAGUCUUAUAAGCACUAAGGAGAGGUCUCUAGAUGUCUGCACAAGCUCUUUGCAUUGUCCAGUGACUUUGAAAUUCAAGCAAGGUAAACAGUCCAAUGUGCUGUGAUACAAUCCAUCAGAUUUCAUGAAGUCUUGGUAUUCAUUGUUGAAAUGGAUAUCGACUGGCAAAUUACAAUUAUAUGUUAAAAAAUUAUCCCUUAAUUUUGUCUGUCUCUCUGUCAGUGUAUGAAUGGGGAUUAGUGGUCAAAAAAGAUUGGGAUUAGAUCAUAGAUUUAAUUGGAUUGCUUUGUAGUUCAUCUGUGUUCUGCUCAAUUUACACAUUAUUAAUAAUAAAAUGUCAAUUUUGUUAUAA
Molecule: messenger RNA, 2984 nt
Organism: Rhincodon typus (whale shark)
Lineage: Eukaryota; Metazoa; Chordata; Chondrichthyes; Orectolobiformes; Rhincodontidae
Exons: 6
Coding region: 65-1015 (316 amino acids)
Source: RefSeq, a predicted model, not a curated record